UCGAAAUGUGGACCCUGCUGCUGCGAGAUCACCACGCGAGCGAGGGAGCAACCAUCUUUGACAAACUUCAUAGCCGUGACAUCGGUGCAACCUGAACAUGGACGACGACAAGGAGUGGGGCACCGCAGCGGCUCCAACACCAGCACAGCUAGAUGACAAAUUCAUAUCUGCAGUGCAAGCUUGGCUCUCAAUACCGCCCUCCGAAGUUCAAGACUUACGGGCAAGCAUGCUAGCUUCUCCUCUCAACUUUGUCGCAAAGUACAUCAACAGCCUGCCAUCACAGCUACUAGUACCCUUUGCUGAGGUCACCACAGCUCAGGAGAGAAGCCGAAUCCCACUCGUGAUGUACAGGCGGCAAAGCUGGGCACGCCGUGCAGACCGUCUCUCCGGCGACGGCGGCCAAGAUGACAUAGACGCCACAACAACUUUAGGCCUUGAGGCUAGCCGACGGAGAUUGCCCGAACUCUGGUCUUCGAUAGUAGGUAGCACCACACGGCCGCGAUUGCGACACUUUCCUACACCAUGCCGGCGCCCUGCUGCCCGUCAGCUCGACCCUCCCUUUCCCGAUCACCCAGCGGCCGCCGUCCCCGGCUACAAGGCGGCUGCGGGCACGACCAGCUCAGUCCAGUAUGGUCCAGCGCACGAGGGCGAUCUCUUUUCUCACCCAAGGCUAGCUAGAUUGAUGGAUGAGCAGGAUGAGGAAGAGGACCAAGAAAGGCAGAGAGAAGAGCGCGAUGGGCUACACGGAGCAGAGGUCGAGGAAGGGGAAGACGAGGAAGAUGACGAGCAGAUCGAGGAAGAGCUAAUGCAAGUCUUUCAAAGGGCGGUCGUGGAGCGUUUCAUCAAAGGCGACCCAACCCUGCCAUCCUCCUUGUAUGCGCGCAUCGACUUUGAGGACUCAUCACCGCUUCAUCAGGGAGAGAGACGGGAGACACAAGCCUCAGCAUCGAGAGGCGAAGGCGAGGCUGGCGGUGUUGUCGAGCUCGCAAGGAGACAGGAGGAGAUCCUCGACGAGGAGCGAUAUUUUGACGAUGACGACGGCGAUGACGACCACGAUGACAGACAUGCCAGUGAUGCUAAUGGAGGUGUAAUGGACUACUAGAUGUACAAUAUGAAGGUUCGCAGAAGGUUCGCAGGCGGCAAAGGGACGAGACAGGGAGGGAGGCCGUUGCUAUGACUUGCCAGCCUGCUGCUCCUUGAUCGCAUCGACGACACCCUGGACUGAAGCCGAUGACUGUAC
Jaminaea rosea is the source of this 1240-nucleotide messenger RNA. RefSeq lists its product as hypothetical. The transcript is spliced from 2 exons. The record is from RefSeq and is a predicted model, not a curated record. The coding region runs from base 98 to 1102 and encodes 334 amino acids. NCBI's taxonomy places the organism in Eukaryota, Fungi, Basidiomycota, Exobasidiomycetes, Microstromatales.